Molecule: messenger RNA, 2653 nt
Organism: Oncorhynchus nerka (sockeye salmon)
Lineage: Eukaryota; Metazoa; Chordata; Actinopteri; Salmoniformes; Salmonidae
Product: transcription factor SOX-5-like
Biological process (GO): regulation of transcription by RNA polymerase II; positive regulation of chondrocyte differentiation; cell fate commitment
Cellular component (GO): nucleus
Molecular function (GO): RNA polymerase II cis-regulatory region sequence-specific DNA binding; DNA-binding transcription factor activity, RNA polymerase II-specific
Source: RefSeq, a predicted model, not a curated record
GUGUGAGGCUGAGUGUGUGUGAGCGCUACAGAGAGAGAGAGAGAGAGAGAACAGUCUCCGUUGUCUAAGAGGUUGAAGGAUCAAUAGAGAGGCUUGUUGUGGCGGUUGUGAUUCUGUUCCAUCUGUGUGUCGGAGCUGCCUGGUGUUAGAAGGAGGAAUCCUAGUUCCCACAGACCUAUUCCAGCAUGCUCACAGACCCUGAGCUACCUCAGGAGUUUAACAGGAUGUCUUCCAAGCGACCAAUCUCUCCAUAUGGGGGGACAGAUGGAGAAGUAGUCAUGGCAACCAGCAGACAGAGACUGGAAGAGGAAGAGAGAGAUGAUGGACAGGCUGUCAUGCACCUCCCCCUGACUCACUACUGCAGCAAGGUGUCCCCCCUCUCUCCCCGCCCCCUGGACAGCCCCCCUACCCUGCACAGUGCCAUGGACCAGGAUGGCAGUAAGCAUUGGUCUCUGAGUCCCUACCCCCAGAACAACUCCUCUACCUCUCCAGGCAGUAAGCAGCAGGUGGAGGAGGGGGGUUCAGGGGCCGCAGUGCUGGGGACCCCAGAGAGACGUAAGGGCAGCCUGGCUGACGUGGUGGACACACUGAAACAGAGGAAGAUGGAGGAGCUCAUCAAAAACGAACCAGAAGAAGCCCCCAGCAUUGAGAGGCUGUUGUCUAAGGACUGGAAGGACAAGCUGUUGGCCAUGGGAUCAGGACAUUUUGGAGAAAUCAAAGGUACCUCAGAAAGCCUGGCAGAGAAGGAGCGCCAGCUGAUGGGCAUGAUCAGCCAGCUGAGCAGCCUGAGGGAGCAGCUCCUGGCGGCCCAGGAUGAGCAGAAGAAAGUGGCCGCCUCGCAGAUGGAGAAGCAGCGGCAGCAGAUGGAGCUGGCCAAGCAACAACAGGACCAGAUUGCCCGGCAACAGCAGCAGCUUCUGCAGCAGCAACACAAAAUCAACCUCCUGCAGCAACAGAUCCAGCAGGUCCAGGGGCAGCUGCCUCCGUUGAUGAUCCCAGUGUUCCCUCCAGACCAGAGGACUCUGGCUGUAGCUGCUGCCCAGCAAGGCUUCCUGCUGCCCCCCGGAUUCAACUACAAACCAGGCUGCAGUGACCCUUACCCUCUCCAGCUGGUACCUACUACCAUGGCAGCAGCUGCUGCCGCGGCAACGCCAGGCCUCGGUCAACUACAGCUCCAGGGACGGAGAGGGUCUGAAGUGGGGAUCGACAGGACUAUUGAACAGUUUGGAGUAGACUCCAACUACAACAACCCAGCCUGGUGGUGCUUACAGCAGCUGUAUGCAGCUCAGCUGGCAGCGAUGCAGGUGUCUCCAGGGGCCAAACACAGCAGUAUGUCCCAGACCAACCUGAACACCCACUCUCCCACCAACACACACCAUGAGAAGAGCCGCAGCACCCCGCCGCCCAAACCCAAGGACGAGGGUGCUCAGCCCCUGAACCUGUCGUCCAAGCCUAAGACAGCAAGCGAGAGCAAGUCACCCACCUCCCCCGCUUCCCCACAGGUCCCCACCAUGAAGCUGGGUCACCAUGGCACCGGGUCCAUGAAACACAGCACAGCCCCCUCCAGCAUCGGAGGACCACCGUCCAGAGUCAGCUCCAUAGACCUGCUGUCAUCCCUGUCCUCGGGGGGCUAUCUGAACGACCACGAGGCUGUGACCAAGGCCUUCGCUGAGGCCAGACAGAUGAAGGAGCAGCUGAAGAGAGAACAGCAGGUGUUGGACGCCAAGGUGGCAGCCGUCAACAACCUCAGCCUGAACAACGGACGCUCCGACAAGGACAAGGCAGCUCUGGAGAGUCUGAGCCACCAGCUGAAGCAGCAGACAGAGGACAGAGAGAAGUUCAACCACGCCAUGAUGGACUUCACCAUGAGUGGAGACUCAGAUGGCAGCCCCAGUGUGUCUGAUUCCAGGAUGUUCCGUGAGGCCCGGGGCCGAGGCAACAGCGAACCGCACAUUAAACGACCCAUGAAUGCUUUCAUGGUCUGGGCAAAGGAUGAGAGGAGGAAGAUUCUCCAGGCUUUCCCCGACAUGCACAACUCCAACAUCAGCAAAAUCCUCGGUUCUCGUUGGAAGUCCAUGACUAACCUUGAGAAGCAGCCGUACUACGAGGAGCAGGCCAGGCUGAGCAAGCAGCACCUGGAGAAGUACCCGGACUACAAGUACAAACCACGGCCCAAACGGACCUGUCUGGUGGACGGGAAGAAGCUGAGGAUUGGAGAGUACAAGGCCAUUAUGAGGAACCGCCGGCAGGAGAUGAGACAGUACUUCACUGUGGGACAACAGGCCCAGCUGCCCUUGUCCUCGGCGGGCGUGGUGUACCCAGGUGCCCUUUCCUUGGCAGGCUUGCUCCCCCAGAUGCCCUCGGAGCACUCCUCACUGUCCAGCAGCCCCGAGCACGCCGCCCCACCCCUCCAGACCCCCUACCACCCCAGCCUCAAGGGAGACGAGACCCGAGUCAAACAGGAGGAGCUGCGAUUGGACGACAGCAAUGGUGAUGCGUACGACGAUUUUGAUUAUGAGGACGAGGAGGGAGAUUAUGGAAGCGAUAACGACAACCACCAAUAAUCGGGACGCAGAGCCAAUCAGAAUCAGUUACCCAGCUUCUUGCUGGAAACAACCCUGUCCAUCCACCAAUCCUGAGAGACUAUCCGUCC